Molecule: messenger RNA, 2803 nt
Organism: Rosa rugosa (rugosa rose)
Lineage: Eukaryota; Viridiplantae; Streptophyta; Magnoliopsida; Rosales; Rosaceae
Product: GBF-interacting protein 1-like
Exons: 9
Coding region: 90-2342 (750 amino acids)
Cellular component (GO): nucleus
Source: RefSeq, a predicted model, not a curated record
ACACAAAAAACACUGCCUCUCUCAAAAAACACUGCCUCUCUCUCUCCCUUCUUCUCUUCUCUCUCUUUCUUUGUGUCUGUAAACAUAACAUGAGCGGCGGUGGGGAGACUAGGGUUUCAAUCCCAGACAAUGUACACAGCACGAUCCAAAACAUCAGAGAGAUCACUAAGAAGCUUCACAGCGACGAUGAAAUCUAUGCUGUGCUCAAGGAGUGCUCUAUGGAUCCCAACGAGACCGCCCAGAAGCUCUUGUAUUUAGAUACAUUUCAUGAGGUCAAAAAGAGACGUGAUCGGAGUAAGGAGAACCUGAAAGGCAGGGCAUCUGAAGAUUCGAGGACAGCACCAGGUGCGCACAGGCGAAUGGUCAGGGGUGGUGGCCAAGGGAAUUAUUCUUCUGAUGCUGGUGGUGGGAGGAAUUCUGCUGCUCGGAGGGAAAAUGGAGCCAGUCAUGUUGCAGAUGGAGGUUCUCUGUCCUCUUUUAUGCCAGGUCAGCAGAAAACUAAGAACAAUGCUGCGGCUCCAAUCGCAAAGGCUUCAAUUGGCAUUCCAAACGGGAUUAAAAACCUGUCAAAUGGGACUUCUAGUCAUGUUUCUGCUCCAAAAUCCUCUGCCGGUGUAGAUGCAAACAAGUUGGGAGCUACAGCACCUCGUUAUGCUGUCGUUGUGGCAUCUACACCUGUUGUUGGCUUAAAGGAUCAACGCAAGGCCCCAACAACUACAUCUGAUCAUCUUCCAAAUUCUGCCACUUCUGCAUCUGAUUCUGGUGUUUACUCAUCUGCUUCAGAUCCUUCCUUAUCAACUCAUAUACCAGAAAACAAAGAUGUUUCUGGUGAAUCUGUUGUCAUAGAGUUGUCAAAGAGUGAAAAUGUUGCCUCCAAAUCUGAUAAUCACGUGAUCAAAGAAAAGACUCAAAGUGACAAUGCUAAGGCAAUUGGAAAGAAUCGGCAUACUAAGUCGUCAGAACCCCCUUCCUCAACUCAUGAUGGUUCUCAGGCCAUUCUGCCUUCUAAUUCUGAUGGAGAAUCACAGAUAGAGUCGACUGAUGCUUUGAAAGUGGCCAAACUGGAGGUUGAAACCGUUGCUGUUAAACCUUCUUCUCAGUUGCCACCUGACUCGAGUCUCUCAGAUACCAAACUUGUGACUUUUCCAAAUCAUAUCAAGGUCCCUGAAUCUUUAAGAAAUGUUUUGACUUUUGGAAGUAUUAAUUCUACUUUUGGAACGAGUGUUGACUGCGUUAACGGUACUGGUGGCAAUGGUUCUACGGGUGGUGUAGAAUCUUCUCAGGAUACUGAUGAAACUGCUAAAGAGCCUUCUCCUAGCAAUAACAGUGUAGCCUCAUCUGUUCAAGGAGAUUUUUCAGAGAAUCCACUGCCUUCACCAAAUGUUCUUGAAAAGUUACAACCACCUGAGGGUAAUGUCUCUUCAGAGAGUAAUGUCCCUUCAGCCCCUGACUCAGACUCCAAAAGUGAACUGUUGAAGGAUUUGCAGUUGCCUCCAGAAGUUCCACAUAACCUCACUGCUCUAAAUGGCCCCAGCUAUAGUCUUGGUUUUUUGCCACCGAUGCUAGGAGGCCAGGUUUUACAAGUGGAAGGACAUGAUAAUCAGGCACCUGAAGCACCUCGGGUUUCGAACUUUGGUGGAAAUUCUGUUGGUGUUCCCAGCCCAAAUACAACCCCACCCCUGCCAAGCUCCAUAGCUGCUUCUCCACAGAUUCCUGUUUUCAGGCAUGCAUAUCCCGCGAAUUAUUUCCCAUAUGGCUAUCUCCCGCCGUAUUAUCUGCCACCAAUGCACCAGUUUUUAAGCCCCAAUGGCUUUCCUCCACAGCCUUCAGCAUAUCUACCACCAACAGCACCAGCUGCUGCUGGGAUUAAAUAUCCUCCUCCACAGUUCAAGGCAGGGAGCAAUGCUGGAAAUCCACCCCAGUAUAACAUUCAAUCCGGUGGUUCAUUCAUAACCACCCCUGCUGGUUAUGCUCCUGGUUCAGCAGUUACAUCUGGAAACUCAGUUGGUAACACUGAAGAUCAUGGAGCAUCUCAAUCGAAAGAAAGUCAUAUCUACACUACAGGACAGCUGACUGAGGGUUCAACUGUUUGGAUUCAUACUCCUGGACAAGAUAUCAGUUCUCUGUACAACCUUCCUCAGGGGCAACGCUUCGCGUUCUCGCCUGUCCAUGCUGGUCAUGGUGCCAUGACUGGACUUUAUCCACCAGGGCAAACGAUGGCUUCUCCAACAUAUCUGCAACAGUCCCAGGCUGCGGCUGGAGCUGCUGAGACCAUAGGACCCCCACCUGCUGCUUAUCAGCAGCCUCAACAUGCACAGAUGAAUUGGAACAGUAGUUUUUGAUUUACAAAAACUUACCUAUGAGGAAUGAACGCAAAAUCACAUCUUUUGGAGGCUCAAGAUAAACUGGAAAUCUGAUAUCUGGCUUGUUCUGAGUGUAAAUAUGAAAUGCUGGCCAGAAAUUUUUGGAAUGUCAUCCUUUUGUGGUAGGGAAUUGGCAGUGCUGACCAUCUGAAGUUGGAAGAAGAUAGGUUUGGGUUUUCCAUUAUUGUCUAGUGUUUUUCCUCAUUUGUGUUUUGAGAAAUUAAGUCUUGGUGGGAAAUGAGUUUUUAGCUUUUGAAACUAGUGAUUUCUUAAGAUGUCAUAGGAAACUAAGAGAGGAUCAUAGAGUAGGUGGGAUUUUACCAAUUUUUCCUUUCUGAUAUCUCACCUGUAUAUUAUGAUAUUAUCAUAGCAAACAUGAUGGAUCAUACGGUUGUAAUUGGUAUAAUAUGAGAAUUGACAUUUUGUGUCGUUUUCAUUUC